Messenger RNA from Clunio marinus, 441 nucleotides. The record is from the annotation of a GenBank genome assembly. NCBI's taxonomy places the organism in Eukaryota, Metazoa, Arthropoda, Insecta, Diptera, Chironomidae.
AUGAAUUUCGCCUGUCCAAAAUUCGAAACAUGGCGGGUUCGAGUUAGAGAAAAUCUUGUAAGAAUCUAUUUGAAGUGGUUUGGUGCUGUUGAAGAAAGUACUUCUGAUUUCGUUCCUAUUCGAACAAAUGUUGAACAGUUUAAUGUAAAUACAGAUCUCAAUAAAAGGAAAAAACUUUCUGAUAAUUCAUGCUUGAUAGACUUCUUGAAAAACAACGCCAUUAGAUUACAUUUGGAAAACAGAAUAAGUUUCGAGGAAAAUCUGUGUUUUAUUGUGAAAAAUAUUUUAUCAUCACAUAGUAGUCAAAAAGAAAAGAAUGCAAGUGAUGUCGAUGAUGAAGUUUUAUCCUCUUGUUGCUUUAAAUGGAGAUGUUUUGGUAAAUAUUUUCGUUUUAUAUGGUGGAAUUGUUUAGAUAUGAUUUUCUUCACCAUCACACAGUAA